AUGGCUGCAGAAAAGAGCGAGAUCACGCCUGCUGGCCGAGGGCCUUUGGAUCAAAGCAAUAUCAGUGUUGUAAUUGACUCAGAGAGCAACCAAGAUGCCGUCAUGGCUCCGACAGAAGCUCUGCGCAAGCUCUGGACCAAGUUUCCGCUUACCUUGGCGUUCGUCGGCCUGUUUGUCAUGAACUUCUGCAUGGUCUUUGCCGCUUCUUCCGCCGGAGUUUACGAUCCAUACGCGACCAGCCAUUUCAAAGGCCAUUCGCUUAUUGCCACGGCCAAUGUUGUUCAUGGCAUUGUUCGCAUUGUCGGUUAUCCACUCUUGGCCAAGGUUGCAGAUCACGUUGGGCGACCGCAGGGAUUUGCUGGGGCCACGAUUAGCAUGGCUCUGGCGAAUGUCCUCUAUGCGGCGUGCCGUAAUGUCGAGACAUAUCUUGCUGGUGGAAUUUUCGAAUCGUUUGGCGAUACCUGGUGGACAAUAACCGAGCAGAUCUUUAUCGCCGAGGUUACAUCGCUAAUCAACAGAGGUUUCCUCUUUACACUCCCAGAAUCACUUGCUGCCAUACCAACUUUGUACGCCGGCACAUAUCUUGGCGAGCAUAUGCUGCUCAAGUCCUCGUGGCGCUGGGGCUUUGGCAUGUGGGCUGCAAUUAUGCCAUUUUGCGCAUUGCCAACUAUCGCCGUUAUGGUGUUUAUGAGUAUGAGGGCACGAAAGAGGGGUAUAGUCAGUAAGCGGACUUCAUUGCGCGCUGCCUCUGAGAUACCCAAGGGCGCUUCUUGGAUUGUCCAAGCUCGACAAGUUCUCUACGUCCAGUUGGAUAUUGUUGGAGCAUUCUUGUUACUUGCGGGCCUCGCCAUGACUCUUCUUCCCCUCUCUAUAACCGGAAGACGCAACACUGACAAGUGGUCUGAACCAUCAUCUAUCAUCUUGUUAGUCGUCGGCGUCUUGACAUUCGUUGUAUUCUUGAUCUGGGAUGGUCGAUAUGCUAAGAAACCAAUUGUGCCUUUUCGCAUGAUCAAGAACCGCAACGUCAUACUCGCUUGCGCUUCGGUAUGCUUGAUCGCAAUGUCGGACUCGACUUACCGAACAUUUGCAUCUAGUUUCUUGCAGGUUGCUGGUGGUUAUUCCCCCGGACAUGCAGUCCGCAUUGACAAUUCCCGACGUGUUGCGUUGAACCUUGGUGGUCUUGUCAUUGGCUUGGCUAUACGAUUUGUCAAGCACACCAAACCAUUCAUCGUUCUCGGCUUCUUGAUGGUUGCUUUGGCCAACGGACUUCCGACUUUCUUCACAAACAUCGACGGAGUUCGAGUCGCGAAUGAAGCGUCAUUGACCACGGGACAAGUCCUGCUUGGCCUUGGCCGCGGCUUUGCCCAGGUUCCACUCCAGGUCUCUUUACAAGCCGCAGUUCCAGACCAUGAGAUUGGCAUUGCAACAGCCAUGUUCCUUUCCUCAUCCGGAUUCGGUGCUAACGUUGGCAACAGUAUUGGAGGAGCGUUAUGGAAUACCCUGCUUCCACGCCGCCUCUCGGCAAACCUACCAGAAGAGGUCAAGGCCAACAGCACGGCAAUCUUCCGCUCAAUUGUAGUUGCGCAAAGCUAUGAGCUGGGUACUGAGACUCGUGAUGCGAUUAACCUCAGUUAUCGCAUGACACAACAGACCCUCGCUAUUGGGUCUCUGUCCCUGUCUAUCCCACUGUUGUUGAUGAUGUUCUUCUUCCGAAAUGUUAAGCUAGCCAAGGAGGAUGACGAGAGAAACGAGAUUGCAGAGCAACAGCUUGCUGCAGCAGGGCAGAAACAAGAGAGUGGAAAAAAUGAGACGGGAAUAAGGUU
This is a messenger RNA of Fusarium subglutinans, 1823 nucleotides long. Its product is annotated as major facilitator. Lineage: Eukaryota; Fungi; Ascomycota; Sordariomycetes; Hypocreales; Nectriaceae. The annotation marks the transcript as partial. Gene Ontology annotation, molecular function: siderophore-iron transmembrane transporter activity. The record is from RefSeq and is a predicted model, not a curated record. The transcript has 6 exons. Gene Ontology annotation, biological process: siderophore transmembrane transport.